CUUCCGUGUAUGAGGUCAAAGCCAGGCCGGAGAGCGAAGCGAAAUGGAAUGAAAUCCGGGGGGAAACCGUGAUCGCGGCCACCGGGAGGACAGAGGCCGGAGUGCGGCUCAGAGACAGAGUGCCGGCCGGGCGGCGGGAGAGAGAGAUUGCCCUUAUUUGUGUUUGAACAUGGGCCCCAGGAAGUUGCGCUUGCUCUGGCAGUUUCUGCUCUUUCUUGUGUUGGCUCUGAAGAUUCUAUCAGCCGCAGACUUUGACCCAUAUCGCAUUCUCGGCCUCAGCCGGACAGCAAGCCAAGUGGAUAUUAAAAAGGCUUACAAGAAGCUUGCCAGAGAAUGGCAUCCAGAUAAAAACAAAAAUCCUGGAGCAGAGGACAAAUUCAUCCAGAUCAGCAAAGCCUACGAGAUCCUCUCCAGUGAAGAGAAAAGAAGUAACUAUGACCGAUAUGGAGACGCGGGCGAGAAUCCGGGCUAUUCACAGCAGCAGCAUCAUCACUUCCGGCAUUUUCACGACAGCUUCUACUUCGACGAGUCCUUUUUCCACUUUCCCUUUAACUCCGAGCGCAGAGACUCCACCGAUGAGAAAUACCUCCUCCAAUUCUCGCACUACAUCAAUGAGGUGGUCCCAGACAGCUUCCGCAAGCCCUAUCUCAUCAAGAUCACCUCAGACUGGUGUUUCAGCUGCAUUCACAUCGAGCCCGUAUGGAAGGAGGUGGUUCAGGAGUUGGAGGGAAUUGGUGUUGGCAUUGGUGUGGUCCAUGCAGGAUACGAGCGACGUCUGGCCCACCAUCUUGGGGCACACAGUACACCGUCCAUUUUAGGAGUGAUUAAUGGCAAAAUCUCAUUCUUUCACAAUGCUGUGCUUCGGGAAAACCUGCGGCACUUCGUAGAGAGUCUCCUCCCAGGAAACCUGGUGGACAAGAUUACAGAUAAAAAUUACAUCCGGUUCUUAUCCAACUGGCAGCAGGAGAAUAAGCCUCACGUGUUGCUUUUUGAUCAAAUGCCGCCGGUACCAUUAAUUUACAAGUUAACCGCCUUUGCGUAUAAAGACUAUUUGUCGUUUGGUUACGUGGAUUUGGGGCAGAGGGAGGCCGAGCAGAUGAGCAGCCAGUAUAAUAUUAAUAUGUACGCCCCAACCAUGCUGGUGUUUAAAGAACACAUCCACAAACCGGCGGACGUUGUCCAGGCCCGAGGAAUGAAGAAGCAGGUCAUCGAUGAUUUCAUUUCUACUAAUAAAUUCCUGAUGGCUUCAAGGCUGACCAAUCAGAAGCUGUUUCAGGAGCUGUGCCCAGUAAGGAAGUCACACCGCCAACGCAAGUACUGUGUCACGCUGCUGACCGGCGAAGGAGGCAAGUUCCAGAAAGCCUACGAGUCUUUCUUGGCGUUUGCUUCAGCCAACACCAAGGACACUUUGAGAUUUGUUCACGUAUUCAAGGACCGGCAGAGAGAAUUGACUAGCGCACUACUAACCGAAGAGGAUAAACACCCUGACAAGUCCUCUGUGGCAAUAUUGGAAAGGAGAAACUCUGCCGGGCGGAUUGUGUAUAAAACUUUGCUGAAGAUAUGGAGUGGGAGUGAGGAAAAUAAAUUUGCGCUGCUCGACUUUCUGGACCGGUUACGAAAAGACCCGAGUGUCUUGUCAUCCGAAAUCAUCCUGAGUGAUCUGAAUGAUGAGCUUGCUCCUGUGUUUUUUCUGCGCUGGUUCUACACAGCAGUAGAUUACUGGGCUGAUGUUUGGGAGAGCGUUUUACAUAAUAAUUGGAGAGAGAUGAUGCCGCUGCUGUCCCUGAUCUUCUCCGCACUUUUUAUCCUCUUUGGGACGGUUAUAGUUCAGGCUUUCAGUGACUCGAGUGAUGAGAGAGAUUCGGUUCCUUCUGAAAAAGAUGAGCCAAGUGACAAGGAGAAAAGCACAGACACAAAUUAUACAAAGGAAAAUACCAGGGUUCCUAAGAAAGGUUUUGUGGAAGUUACGGAAUUAACGCACGUGAAUUACAUGAGUAAUCUUGUCCGGCUGCGCCCGGGACACAUGAACGUGGUCCUCAUACUGUCUAGCUCCACCAAGGCCAGCCUGCUGCAGCGCUUUGCCCAGGAAGUGUACACCUUCACAGGGAGCAGCUCGCUUCACUUUUCCUUCCUUAAUCUGGACAAGCACCGGGAGUGGCUGGAGUACCUGCUGGAGUUUGCGCAGGAUGCAGCUCCCAUUGCGUACCAGUACGAUGAACAUUUCCUGGAGAGAGAUUACACUGGAUACGUGCUGGCAUUAAACGGGCACAAGAAAUACUUUUGUCUCUUUAAAGCCCAGUCAACCCUUGAAGAGGAGAAGCUCUCAGAAGAGUCAGAACUUUCCCCUCUCUCGGGGGACACACUGAGAAAGAUCUCACUGGGCUCUGGAGCGGGCCACAUCAAAAAGAAACUUAACAAGUUAUCGUUGUGGAUGGAGCGGCUGUUAGAAGGAUCUUUACAAAGGUUCUAUAUUCCCUCCUGGCCCGUGCUUGACUGAGACUUUUAAAGGGGCAUCACGUCCCAUCAAACUGUGAACAUGUAGAGGUCUGUCCUGCCAGGGGGAUUUGUGUGCUUUAAAUGGUUUUCCCAGGAUUCCUCGAGAACAAAGACUGAUUUUUCUGGGGAUCAGUUUGUUAUGCAAAGAGAGGAUUGCGGCAUUAUCUGCGCCAUAUCCUGCCUGCUCCAUCAAAGACUCCAUUGCUGUCUCCCGGGACAUCUCAUGUGCUGCUCAGUCCAAUCCUCACCCAUGCUUUCUUAAAGCUAAAGCUUGCCCAUCCUGGCAUGGGAGCUCUGUCCUCUCUUACAGGAGAGCCUGGGUGAAAACUAGGUAUAGGACACCAUUGCUAAACUUACAAGAAUAGUCUAAUUUAUAGAACCCUAUUAUUUCAGAUAUAAAAAGCCUAUGACUUUGCUUAUGUGUAAUAUUCUGUUUUUUAUUGCCAUCUGGCUGGGUCGACCUUGCAAUGCACUAAGAAUGAGGAGCUAGCCACCUUACUAGUCGUUAAAAGUAGCCAGACUCUUGCAGUGAACAAGUGGCAAAUGUUAAAUGCAGCAGAUCAGGGAGUGCUGACCAUCAACCUUUUAAUGCAGAAUAUGUACAUUUAGAAAAUCCACGUACAAUCACCUGGGAAUAGAGGCCGUUUGGUAUCUAUUUAAAUUGUUUUUAUUUAAAUACCUCUCAUAGAAAGUUGCAAAUCUAAUGUGCAGCGCCACCUGCUGGGACUUACAUGCAACAUCACCACACUGCCGCUGCCUUUGAUUCUUUGUAUCAAGGAAUAUUAUUUUACACAUGUUCGCUUUAUAUCUGUUUGUUGUGUUGUCCUCACUCCACUGUUGGUCCUGCGAAUACAUCAGACCUUCUAGGAAGUAGUUGCCGCUUUGGCUUUAUAAGAUAUAUUCUGAAGUCCAGCCAUGGAAUGUAAAGAUUGAGGGGAAAUAUUUAAAUCCCAGCUAAUAUUUUAACUAUUCAUCUGCUGCAGCACAAAAAAACAUAUUGCCUCCCCCUUGCCCCCAUAAUUUAACCCUUUAAGAACCGUGAAAUAUGUCAGAACAGGGAAAGUCAAAUAUUUAUCAUGAUAUGUCUGGCAUGUCGUUGGUCCUUAGAGGGUUAAUGUCUAUGACCCUAACUGGCCAAAAUUAGUUUAAUCUUAAAUGACAAAGUUUUUAGCACACUUUUUAUCUCAGCCAUUACAUUGAAUACAUACAAUGAGAAACUACAAUGCAUAGGAGCUUCUAAACCAAGCCAAACUCAAUAUUUAGAGAAUACGUCCUUUUCGUUGCUGAAGACCUCUCCUUACAAUAUUCUUAAUAAAUUUGCAUAUAUAAAAUGUAUAUGUAAAAUGCCAGCCUUUUUUGAGAUUCACUGCUGUAAAUUGUAAUUGUUCAGUAAUUUCUCACUAUACAAGUAAAUCUCACAUCUUUUUAAAUACUUGAUCAUAAAAUGUCAAAUCUUUCUUCCUGUCUCUUCCCAUUCUUUUCUUGUAUAAAUGGUUGUCAGAAUGAAAGAGCGAAAUUUGUAACCACAACAAGCCCUCUGCUGGUAAAAGGCGCACAAUGGUUCAGAGCUGGGCAAGAACUAGCGUUCAAAUCUUCUACAGAAAACAUUUCGUUUAUAUGUUUGUAACCAUGCAAUGUUACAUUCAGCUGUUUGUGUUCCCUUUAAGAUCUGUCUCAGCUGACAUUAAUACAAAUGUCUGUCCUGUGGAAUGUAAGUGGCCGGGAACCCUGAAGCCGGAUAGAGUGUUUGAUUCUCGCCGGUGUCACAAUCUUUCUGGCAUUGAAAGGGGUUCACCUCCCACACGUCAAAACCAAAUCGUUAUUUUAGGAAUAACCUUGAUGACUGCUUACAUUAAAUCUGGCAACGCGACAGAACAGUUUUGCACUUUUUUUUUU
Molecule: messenger RNA, 4392 nt
Organism: Pelobates fuscus (common spadefoot toad)
Lineage: Eukaryota; Metazoa; Chordata; Amphibia; Anura; Pelobatidae
Gene: DNAJC16
Product: DnaJ heat shock protein family (Hsp40) member C16
Exons: 15
Coding region: 170-2497 (775 amino acids)
Source: RefSeq, a predicted model, not a curated record